Messenger RNA from Colletotrichum spaethianum, 2661 nucleotides. RefSeq lists its product as uncharacterized. NCBI's taxonomy places the organism in Eukaryota, Fungi, Ascomycota, Sordariomycetes, Glomerellales, Glomerellaceae. The record is from RefSeq and is a predicted model, not a curated record. The transcript is spliced from 4 exons. The coding region runs from base 1 to 2661 and encodes 886 amino acids.
AUGGAUUCGACUCGCUACACCAUCACUGAGCUAUUGACCAUUCGUGGUUCCAAGCUGCAGACUUCACUCGAGCAGAAGCUUCUUGACGGUGCCAAGGACAACCCUGUCUUGACGGAUAUCUUGCGUCAGAAGCAUCUCGGCCGUCACCGGAGAUUCCCAUAUCUUUCCAGGAACAAUAUGGAAAUCCGGAAGUCCUCCUCAGGCGACCUAGAGGGCCGAGAGUCGAUCAAACCUCAAGCCCCUCAGGGCAUUGCUCUGCUUCGUGAUCAGGCCGUUCGCCAAACUAUUCGCCACCCUGCCGGAGAUGUCAGUCAACUUGAUGGACAAGCCGGUCGACAGCUUGAUGGACAAGAUGCCGAGCCCGAUUCUCUGCCCGAGGCACCUCCUCAACGACCCGUGCUCCCUGACCAGAAGCGAAAGGGAUUUGAGCAGUUUUACGAAGCUGUACGAUCUCCAACUCAUGUUCGCGUUACUGCUGGAGGCAGAAUCGUUCCCAACACUCUCGAAGCCUCCCACGUAUCCCCCACUGGCAAGGGUAGCAGAGAGAGGUUUGCCGGAGACGUCAAUGGCACCCAGCCACCCCUGGGGCAGGCCUUCAACGGCAAUCCGUUCCUGCCCGGCCCCCCAUUGAUGGGCCCUAUGCAUCCUGCUAUGCACUCUGCCUUCUCUAUGAUAACAACAGGACCUGGCCCAAUGCCUCCCUUUGGCGGAUUCGCGAUGCCCCCUUUCGCUGUCUCACAGGUUCCGUCUCAGACAGCCUUUUCCCAUCUAAGCGGUGGCGCAAAUCAGGCCGGGAAUCCGGAAGACAAGAAAGAGCAUGAGACUGGUGCUGCUCCGACUGUACCCUCGAUGCCCAUGCCCCCGCUUGGCGGCCAGUGGUUUCUUCCGCCUCAUCCAAUGAUGCCACUGGGGAUGCAGUUUCCCGGUGGUCCAAUGAUGCCAAUGGCUUUCAGCCCCAUGGGUCAGUCGAUGCUCUACCAGCAGCCCCCUCAACCAGUCCCUGCGACCGGCACCAAAUCCUUCACGUCGGCUGCACAAGCCGAAAGUUGCCCUAUCUCGUCCAUUCGACCUAGCAUCAUCACCAAGAACCAGCUUGCUGGUCUCCGUUCCAGUCUCAAGAAAGCAGAAGCCCAACUGGCGUAUAACCGUCAUCAGAUCGACGAGAAGCACAUGGAGGAGUACGCUCGCCAGCUUCGUUCCGACAUCGAACACUUUGAAAUUAAGCUCAAGGGCGAACUUGCUCUCGAAGACAACACUCUUCCUCAGAGGAACGACACGAAGGAGAAAAGCGACCCCAACGUCUCAAAGGAGCCAAAGUCUGCGACCGAUUCUCGCAAGAGACUGUUCUUUUCAAAGGCUGAUGCUGAGAACAAGAACGAGCCCGCCUGGGACGCUCCUGCGAAGACAACAGAGGAGCACAAGGCCUCUAGAUCUCGCAAGAAGGACCAAGUUAAGCUCGCGGUAGAUACUUCCAUGGCAUCCGCUCCUUUCAUCAACUCCAAUAUGAUCGCCAGCAUCUCCCCGGUGUCCUUCGAUCCUACCAGACACCAACAACAGCAGCAACAGCAACAGGAGUCUGAUCAUGUGCGUAAGCCUUCCACCGGCCUUCCUGUAUCUGCUGCUCGGGCACCUGUCUUCCAGCCUCGUUUGGAUCUUCGCCAUGCCAGCGAAAAUACACCCCCCGUCUCCGCAGCUAUCAACGGAGAGAACGACACGCGUGGCACUCGGUUCCACGGACCUAUUCCCACCAAUCUUGAGGAGUCUCGGCUGCUGUCUUCUAUCGCCCCUCCCACACCUGCCCACGACAUCGAGGAGUUCUCCAAAUUUGCUCGUGACAAUGCUGGUCUAGGACUGCCGUAUCUUGUCGGCGAGGUGCCUUUUGGAAUGGAUCCUAGCCCUGACUUGAAGGAUUACAUCUACCACCGUCCUCUCAAUCAAGACGAAGAGAUGGCCAAGCAUCUCUUCUGGACUGACGCCCCUGAGCACCUGCGCCAGAAGUUCCCGAAGUUCGACGGAAAAGACUUUUACCCAAUUUCCCCCGAGAAGAAGCCUCGUCCUCGCAUGGUAACCUCCAAUUUGCCCACCGGUCGCCCCGAACAAGACUAUGGCUUCACACUACCAACAGCGGAUCUUGAUCCCUUUGCCCCCUUGGAACCCUACCGCGAGGAGACAUUUGGAAAGCCGACAUUCAAAGAGAGGGAAGGUAAGGACAUCAAGAGAGAUACCAAGUCAGACAACGUAACUUCACCCAUGAAGCGUCGCAACAAAUUGCGCCCCGUCGCCUACUUCAACAGUCAGGGUCUUGAUGAGUCCAAGCAAAGCUCUGGUUCGUCCGAGAAUGUUGUCGAAUCAGAGUCUGAGAGAGCCUACUUCAACUCUUGUGUUCGUACCUGGUCAGAGAGAGUCACGGCAGCAGCGACUGCCCUUCCUGGCGCUGUUACACCGGAGAAUGCUCAUGGUUAUCUCCCGCAGUACGCUAUCGGCCAUGCCGCAGCUUCGCUGUCGCCUGCCAUCGCCAAAGUUGCCAAUCAGUCUACCCGCUUGUCCCCAUCCAAGCUGAGCGAGGAAGGCCACAUGAACGCCGGCUUGAGCUUGCUGACCGCGUCAGCUGAUGGUCGAGUCGAGAAUCGUCCUCCCAGCCGUUUUGCUCAAACCAAGUAA